This is a messenger RNA of Cotesia glomerata, 1008 nucleotides long. RefSeq names its product kielin/chordin-like protein. The record is from RefSeq and is a predicted model, not a curated record. The coding region runs from base 64 to 978 and encodes 304 amino acids. The transcript has 7 exons. Lineage: Eukaryota; Metazoa; Arthropoda; Insecta; Hymenoptera; Braconidae.
UAAAAUUUUGUAUUGCCAACCAGCGAGUAUUUGCUUGAACAAUCUAGUGACUCGCGAGUAGCCAUGGGAUCCACACGCAUCGCUUUUACCUGCUGCUACUUGCUGUUUGUUGCAGCGAUUUCUGCUGAAACUUGUGAUAAGUCAAAAUGUCCAGGUCCUCUUGCAUAUUACCAAGUUUUAAAUUGUGCUCCUGUUUAUCGUUUGCCAGAAGAUUGUUGUCCGUACAAAUUCAAUUGCGAUCAUUUGUACAGUAGGUCUCGAGAAAAGUGUUAUGUUAAUAAGGGCCAGGAAUAUGAAAUUGGAGAAAAAUUGAGAGAGGAAGAUAGUAAUCCUUGCGAUAUUGGAUGUGUCUGUCGUAGUGGUAUAGAUAAUAUUGCGGUAUUUAAUUGCGCUAUAGUAGAUUGUUUUCAUGGACCUGUAAAACCCGGCUGUUAUCUGCGUAAUAGUCCAUCUCAAUGUUGUCCCGGUGAAGAAGUUUGUCCUGAAAACCCAGAAGAUAGAGCUAUUUGUGAAGUUAAUGGUAAAGAGUACAGAGACGGGGAAUAUUUUGAGGAUCUAUCAGAGCCAGACAACAGUUGUAUUUGUCAACCAGGAUAUGCUGGAAAAAACGAGCCGCCUUUUUGUAUAAAACCAUCAAGACCUUACUGUAGUCCAGAAAUGCGUCAUGCCUCAGAUAUUUAUAAUCGUUGCGCUCCAGUUUAUUAUAGCUCUCAAUCACCGCAAACUUCUUGCAGCGUUUUUUCUAGAUGCCAAAAUUCAAAAGAUGAAAUUAUUAAAAAUGAAACUAGCACAUCCGAUCCAGAUAUGACUUGUAUAUUCGGUAACUUUACAAUGAAUGCCGGAGAUGAGCUCAAUCAAGCAACUGAUUACAACUCUGUGUGCGUCAAAUGUGUUUGUGAAGUCGGUCCAGUUCCAACUUGCCAACGAUUACCUGACGAACAAUGUGAUAUUACGAAGCAUCCACCUUUUGAAGUUUAAUACAAUAUGAUUAUUUAUUUCUUCUUUAAA